AUGAAUCUCAUCGUAUUGUUUAUAUAUUUAAUUUUACAAUCUUCAUAUGGUCAUGAUGAUACCAAAGAUGUCCAAGAAGGAGGCGGCUGGAAAGACAAUAACCCGUCCAGACCACACUUCACCACCACCUUCAGACCUGACCAUCCCUUUUAUCCAGAAUUCAGAGUAGUUUUAGGCAAUAGAAUUGAACUGCCGUGCAGCGUUGAAAAUGAGAAUGGUUUAAAAUUAAAUGUAAUUUGGUCAAGAACGGACGAUCAUCCAUUGCCUGUCAACUCUAGCCAACGAAGUGGAAUUUUGUACAUCGAAAAUGUCGAGAAAGAAGCUCAAGGAGAAUACAAAUGCACAGCUUUAGAUUCCAGUGCCAGACCACUCUUCGACAUCAAAGUUUGGCUCACGGUUUUGAUCCCUCCAAGGAUCACCUUGACUUCAAGUGUUCUUAAAGUCUAUCCAGGUGAGCAUGCUUAUAUCAACUGCAGCGCCACUGGCGACCAACCCAUCGAAAUCUACUGGUUGCGUUGGGGGGUUCCCAUACCCAGUUCAGUUUACACCAGAGAUGGAUAUAUUAGUUUCAACAGUACCCAAUUGCAAGAUGCCGGUAGAUAUUUGUGCGUGGCUAAGAACCGAGCUGGCAAAGCAGAUGCUGAAGUUAAUAUCACUGUAGAAGUCCCUCCAAAGAUCACCUUGACUUCGCGUAAACUAGUAGCCCAUCCAGGAGAGUAUCAUUUUAUCAACUGCAGUGCCACUGGCGACCAACCCAUCAAAAUCUCCUGGUCGUCUUUAGGACGUGACAUGCCCAGUUCAGUUUACAUCAAAGACGGAUACAUUAGCUUCAACAGUACCCAAUUGCAAGAUGCCGGUAGAUAUUUGUGCGUUGCCACCAAUCGAGCUGGUAAGGCAGGUGCUGUAGCUGAUGUCAUCGUGGAAGUCCCUCCAACGAUCAGCUUGUCUUCGACUACAGACGGAGUAGUCCUCCGGCAAGGUGACUCUGGUUUUGUCGACUGCUACGCCAGUGGCGACCAACCCAUCAACAUCUCCUGGUCGGUUUCUGGACGUGACAUGCCCAGUUCAGUUUACAUCAGAGAUAGAGUCAUUGGCUUCAACAAUAUCCAACCACAAGAUGCCGGUCAAUAUUUGUGCGUGGCUAAGAAUCGAGCUGGCGAAGCAAAUGCUACAGUUGAUGUCACCGUAAAAGUUCCUCCAACUAUUACCAUCAGUUCCCCUAACCUAGUAGCCCGUACAGGGUACAAUUAUAUUAUCAACUGCAUCGCCACUGGCGACGAACCCAUCAAUAUCUACUGGCUUCCUUGGGGACGUGUCAUGCCUACUUCAGUUUACAUCAUCGGUGGAAGCAUUAACUUCAACCCUGUCCAAUAUCAACAUCAGGGUAAAUAUUUGUGCGUGGCUAAGAAUUCAGCUGGUAUAGCAGAAGCUUUUGCUGAUGUCUAUGUAACAGCUUGA
Messenger RNA from Diabrotica balteata, 1458 nucleotides. Lineage: Eukaryota; Metazoa; Arthropoda; Insecta; Coleoptera; Chrysomelidae. The record is from the annotation of a GenBank genome assembly.